Messenger RNA from Cryptosporidium ubiquitum, 915 nucleotides. Its product is annotated as protein phosphatase catalytic subunit. Gene Ontology annotation, molecular function: protein serine/threonine phosphatase activity. Gene Ontology annotation, cellular component: cytoplasm; nucleus. Bases 1 to 915 code for a protein of 304 amino acids. NCBI's taxonomy places the organism in Eukaryota, Apicomplexa, Conoidasida, Eucoccidiorida, Cryptosporidiidae. The record is from RefSeq and is a predicted model, not a curated record. The transcript has a single exon. Gene Ontology annotation, biological process: peptidyl-serine dephosphorylation; double-strand break repair via homologous recombination.
AUGAGUGAUUUAGACAGACAAAUUGAGCAGUUAAGACGUUGUGAGCCGAUCAAGGAAUCUGAAGUAAAAUUAUUAUGUAUGAAGGCUAGAGAAAUCCUUGUAGAGGAGGCAAAUGUGCAGAGAAUUGAUACUCCAGUAACAAUUUGUGGAGAUAUUCACGGCCAAUUUUUUGAUCUAAUGGAGCUUUUUAAAAUUGGUGGCGAACUUCCUGAUACAAAUUACUUAUUUUUGGGUGAUUUUGUUGACAGAGGAUAUUAUAGUGUAGAAACUUUCUUGCUUCUUAUUGCUCUUAAGGUCAGGUACCCAGAUAGAAUUAUGCUUAUUAGAGGGAACCAUGAGACGCGACAAAUUACACAAGUUUAUGGAUUUUAUGAUGAAUGUCUUCGUAAAUAUGGGAGUGUAAAUGUUUGGAGGUAUUGCACAGAAAUAUUUGAUUACCUUUCUCUUGCUUCAUUGAUUGAAGACCGAAUUUUAUGCGUCCAUGGAGGACUGUCUCCUAGUAUUACAACAAUUGAUGAAAUACGGAGCCUAGAUAGAAAGCAAGAAGUCCCUCAUGAUGGAUCUAUGUGCGAUCUUCUUUGGUCCGACCCAGAAGAAAUAAAUGGAUGGGGAAUUAGCCCAAGAGGUGCUGGAUAUAUUUUUGGGUCGGAUGUAGUAAAAAGUUUCAAUCAUUGUAACGAUAUUGAACUGAUUACACGAGCUCAUCAGCUUGCUAUGGAUGGUUAUAAGUGGUGGUUUGAGCAAAAUCUAGUCACUGUUUGGAGUGCACCGAACUAUUGUUACAGAUGUGGGAAUAUUGCUACUGUAAUGGAGUUAGAUGAACAAUUAAACUACCACUUUAAAACAUUUGAGGCAGCUCCUGCUGAACAGAGAGGAAUUCCUGCCAAAAGGCCUGCUCCCGACUAUUUUAUUUGA